AUGGAGAGCAGCAAGUGGAGUGCGAAGAACUUGAGUGACCCUAUCAAGACUGUUGAGGACAAAUGGCUCCUCCUUCCUGCUUUCCUCAAAGUCAAAGGACUAGUGAAGCAGCACGUAGACUCGUUCAACUACUUUGUCGACGUAGAUCUGCAGCAGAUUUUGCGCGCAAACAACCUCGUCACGUCCGAUGUCGAUCCUCGCUUCUACAUCAAAUACACGCAUAUAGCUGUCGGGCCUCCUGAACGCGCAGAUCCAGACCAGGGGGAGAGCCCGGAGCGAUUCAGCGUGACGCCACACGAAUGUCGACUGAGGGACACGACCUACUCUGGUCGGAUCACAGUCAACGUGGAGUACAUCCGGGGGAACAAGAAAAUCAUCCGUCGCGGGAUCGAGAUUGGCCGAUUGCCUAUCAUGCUCCGGAGCAACAAGUGCGUUCUUACAGGGAAGAGCGAGGCAGAGCUUGCACGAAUGCAGGAGUGCCCCCUCGAUCCCGGUGGAUACUUUGUCGUCAAAGGGACGGAAAAGGUGAUCCUCGUCCAAGAGCAGCUGAGCAAGAAUAGGAUCAUCGUAGAGACUGAUCCGAGCAAGGGGGUCGUAAUGGCCAGCGUCACAUCAUCGACUCAUGAACGCAAAUCCAAGACGUACGUCCUAACGAAAAAGAACAAAAUCUACCUUAAACACAACUCCGUCACGGAAGACAUCCCCAUCUGUAUCGUGCUCAAAGCCGUCGGUGUCCAAUCUGACAAAGAGAUCCUCCAGCUCGUCUGUGGGCAUAACGAAGAGUAUCGCGAGUCCUUCGCUGCCAACCUCGAGGAUGCCGCUAGGCUCGGUGUGUUCACCCAGCGGCAAGCACUCGAAUAUAUGGGAUCACGCGUCAAGGUCAACCGUCCCAGGCCGUUCGGAGCGCCUUUGGCGGGAACACAGGGCCCACGCAGACCAGCAUGGGAGGAGGCAAUGGAGGCACUUGCCACCAUCGUCCUUGCUCACGUGGAGAUGGAGGGACUGGACUUUCGGCCAAAGGCCGUCUAUAUCGCCGUUAUGGUCCGGAGAGUGCUGAUGGCAAUGAAGGAUGAGAAGCUUGUGGAUGAUCGGGACUAUGUCGGGAACAAGCGCUUAGAAUUAGCCGGUCAACUCCUCGCCCUCCUGUUCGAAGACCUGUUUAAAAAGUUCAACCAGGAUCUGAAGAUGAACAUCGACAAAGUGCUCAAAAAGCCCUCCAGGACAGAAGAAUACGACGUGAUCAAGGCGCUUACCUUCCACGCCCAAUCAGAGGGUAUCACCCAGGGCUUCAUACGUGCCAUCUCGACUGGCAACUGGAGCCUGAAGCGGUUCAAGAUGGACCGAGCGGGUGUCACCCAUGUCCUCUCGCGGUUGAGUUUCGUCAGCGCAUUGGGAAUGAUGACGAGGAUCACAAGUCAGUUUGAGAAGACAAGGAAGGUUUCCGGGCCGAGAGCGCUCCAGCCUAGUCAGUGGGGCAUGCUAUGUCCUAGCGAUACCCCGGAAGGAGAGGCAUGCGGCCUGGUCAAGAACCUUGCACUCAUGACGCAUAUUACGACCGAUGUUGAGGAGGAGCCAAUCGUCCGAGUUGCGUUUAUGCUUGGUGUUGAAGAUAUCAAUCUUGCCACCGGGCCGGAGAUCCACCACCCGGACACGUUCAUGGUGAAUGUGAACGGGUCCAUCAUCGGACUCACACGCCAACCAGGACGGUUCGUCGUCGCCCUUCGCAAGCUCCGGCGCGCAGGCAGGAUUUCAGAGUUUGUCAGCGUGUACAUCAACCAUCAUCAUAAGACGGUACAUAUCGCUGCGGAUGGAGGCAGGAUCUGCAGACCCAUGAUCAUUGUUGAGAAGGGCAGGCCGAGAGUCACCGAGGACCACAUCAAGUUGCUCAAGAAAGGCCAUGUUACGUUCGAUGACUUCUUACGCAAGGGUCUGGUAGAGUACCUCGACGUAAAUGAGGAAAACGACUCCUAUAUCGCACUCUACGAGCGUGAGAUUCUUCCGACAACAACACAUCUCGAGAUCGAGCCGUUCACUAUCCUCGGCGCUGUGGCCGGUCUGAUUCCGUACCCGCACCACAACCAGUCCCCGCGAAACACUUACCAAUGCGCCAUGGGAAAACAAGCGAUUGGUGCGAUAGGGUACAACCAGUUCCGCAGAAUUGACACGCUGCUUUAUGUGAUGGUCUAUCCGCAGCAGCCAAUGGUCAAGACUCGCACCAUCGAGCUGAUUAACUAUGACAAGUUGCCUGCUGGGCAAAACGCGACUGUGGCCGUGAUGAGUUACUCCGGGUACGAUAUUGAGGAUGCUUCUAUGAUCAAUAGGGCAAGUCUGGACCGUGGAUAUGGCCGCUGUCAGGUGUACAGGAAGAAUGUAACGCUGAUUCGCAAGUACCCGAACGGGACUUUCGAUCGAUUAGCUGAUGCGCCCAUUGAUGAAGUCACUGGAAGACCACCGGACAAAUAUAGCGCUCUGCAAGCAGACGGCAUCGCCGGUGUGGGCGAACAGCUGCGACCAGGCGAUGUCUACAUCAAUAAACAGUCGCCGGCUAAUGCCAACGACAACUCAUUCAAUGCGAACGUCCUCGACUCCACCAGCACCUCCCUCGUGCAGUAUAAAAAUACGCCAAUGACCUACAGAAGCCCUGUUGGUGGCAUUGUUGACAAAGUUAUGCUCACAGAAACGGAGAAUGAUCAGACUUUGGUCAAGGUCCUCAUCCGCCAGACACGGCGACCGGAACUAGGUGACAAGUUCUCUAGUCGACAUGGACAAAAGGGUGUUUGCGGCUUGAUUAUUAAUGAAGAGGACAUGCCUUUCAACGACCAAGGCAUCAAGCCUGAUGUUAUAUUUAAUCCGCAUGGUAUGCCUAGUCGAAUGACUGUGGGCAAGAUGAUUGAACUGCUAGCCGGGAAGGCCGGCGUCCUCAAGGGCAAGCUGCAGUAUGGGACAGCAUUCGGCGGUUCCAAGGUGGAGGACAUGUCCCAGAUCCUAAUCGAGAAAGGGUUCAACUACGCAGGCAAAGAUUACCUUACCAGCGGUUUGACUGGAGAGCCGAUGGAAGCUUAUGUCUACUUUGGUCCGAUCUAUUACCAAAAACUCAAACAUAUGGUUAUGGAUAAAAUGCAUUCCCGGGCCCGAGGACCUCGCGCUGUGUUGACACGCCAGCCAACGGAAGGUCGAUCUCGAGACGGCGGUCUGCGGCUGGGAGAGAUGGAGCGUGACUGUCUUAUUGGCUACGGCGCGACCCAGCUACUGCUUGAACGACUGAUGAUUUCGUCCGAUGCAUUCGAGAUCAACGCGUGUCAGGAGUGCGGCUUAUUGGGUUACAAUGGCUGGUGUCCCCUCUGCAAGAGCUCCAAGCGGGUAGCUAAACUCACUAUCCCAUAUGCGGCGAAGUUGCUCUUCCAGGAGUUGAUGGCUAUGAACGUGGUGCCUAGACUGAUCUUAGAUGACGCAUAG
Messenger RNA from Dacryopinax primogenitus, 3456 nucleotides. Its product is annotated as subunit of DNA dependent RNA-polymerase. Gene Ontology annotation, molecular function: ribonucleoside binding; DNA-directed RNA polymerase activity; DNA binding. The record is from RefSeq and is a predicted model, not a curated record. The transcript is spliced from 12 exons. NCBI's taxonomy places the organism in Eukaryota, Fungi, Basidiomycota, Dacrymycetes, Dacrymycetales, Dacrymycetaceae. Gene Ontology annotation, cellular component: RNA polymerase III complex. Bases 1 to 3456 code for a protein of 1151 amino acids. Gene Ontology annotation, biological process: DNA-templated transcription.